Molecule: messenger RNA, 2216 nt
Organism: Amaranthus tricolor (Joseph's coat)
Lineage: Eukaryota; Viridiplantae; Streptophyta; Magnoliopsida; Caryophyllales; Amaranthaceae
Product: amidophosphoribosyltransferase, chloroplastic-like
Exons: 1
Coding region: 173-1882 (569 amino acids)
Biological process (GO): purine nucleotide biosynthetic process; purine nucleobase biosynthetic process
Cellular component (GO): cytoplasm
Molecular function (GO): amidophosphoribosyltransferase activity
Source: RefSeq, a predicted model, not a curated record
UGUUUAAACAGUCAAAACAAAACGGAAUUUCCUCAUCUUGUGGAUCUUCAGCCCAAAGCCACUCUUCUCUUAUCCCUCUCUCAUAAAACCCUAGUCCGCCAUAACCAUUUUAUACCUCCACAAACCUUGCCCUCUCUUCUCUACCUUUUGUUUCUCUUCUCAACUUUCACCAAUGGCGUCUACUUUUGUGCGCACACCUUCCCUUCAAGACCCAUCUCUUUUAUCUCCUCACUCAUCUUCCUUCUAUCCCAGAGCUCUCUCUAAACCCUGUUUUUCGAUAUUUCCCUCUCCCAUAUCCCACAAAUACACUUCCGUCAAAGCCUCUUACAACCCUAUUUCCACCUUCUACACCGCAAAAAAUCAAACCCCAGAUGAAGAAUUUGUCGAUUUUUCUGAUGAUAAACCAAGGGAAGAGUGCGGUGUUGUCGGAGUUUAUGGCGAUCCAGAAGCAUCUCGUCUCUGUUAUCUCGCUCUUCACGCUCUACAACAUCGUGGGCAAGAAGGUGCUGGUAUUGUUACCGUAAACGACGGCGUUUUGCAGAGUAUUACUGGGGUUGGAUUGGUUUCUGAAGUUUUUAAUGAAUCAAAACUUGAUCAAUUAAUUGGAAAUAAUUCAAUUGGUCAUGUUCGCUAUUCAACUGCCGGUUCUUCUAUGCUCAAAAAUGUGCAACCCUUUGUUGCAGGUUACAGGUAUGGUUCAGUAGGUGUUGCACAUAAUGGUAAUUUGGUUAAUUAUAAAUCUUUAAGGCAUAUGCUUGAAGAUAAUGGUUCAAUUUUUAAUACUACUUCUGAUACUGAAGUUGUUCUUCAUUUGAUUGCUAUUUCUAAAGCUAGGCCUUUCUUUUUGAGAAUUGUUGAAGCUUGUGAAAAAUUACAGGGUGCUUAUUCUAUGGUGUUUUUGACUGAAGAUAAACUUGUUGCGGUUCGAGACCCGUAUGGGUUUCGACCGCUUGUUAUGGGUAGGAGGAGUAAUGGGGCUGUUGUUUUUGCUUCUGAAACUUGUGCACUUGAUUUAAUUGAGGCUACCUAUGAGAGGGAAGUUUUACCUGGUGAGGUUUUAGUUGUGGAUAAAGAUGGUGUUCAAUCAUUGUGUUUAAUGCCUCAUCCUGAACCUAAACAGUGUAUUUUUGAACAUAUUUACUUCUCUUUGCCUAAUUCUGUUGUUUUUGGGAGAUCUGUAUACGAUUCUAGGCGCGCUUUCGGUGAGAUUCUUGCUACUGAAUCACCUGUUGAUUGUGAUGUUGUUAUUGCUGUGCCUGAUUCUGGUGUUGUUGCUGCUGUUGGGUAUGCUGAGAAAGCUGGAGUGCCUUUCCAACAAGGGUUAAUUAGGUCACAUUAUGUGGGUAGGACCUUUAUUGAGCCUUCUCAGAAGAUUAGAGAUUUCGGGGUUAAGCUUAAGUUGGCACCGGUAAAGGCAGUGUUGGAGGGUAAGCGGGUUGUCGUUGUGGACGAUUCGAUUGUUAGGGGAACCACAUCGUCUAAAAUCGUUCGAUUGAUUAAGGAGGCAGGAGCGAAAGAGGUACAUAUGAGGAUUGCAAGCCCACCUAUCAUUGGUUCUUGUUAUUAUGGAGUGGAUACUCCUAGUUCCGAAGAAUUGAUUUCGAAUAGGCUGAAUGUGGAGCAAAUUAGGGAGUAUAUUGGGUCUGAUUCACUUGCAUUUCUAUCUCUUGAUAGUUUAAGGAAGUUGUUGGGUGGUGAUUCACCCAAUUUUUGCUAUGCUUGUUUCUCGGGGAACUACCCUGUUGAGCCUAAAGAAUCGAAAGUUAAAAGUAUCGGUGAUUUUGUUGAUGAUGGCUUGACCGGAGUUAUCGACUCCAUCGAUGGAGGAUGGGUUCAAGGGCCUAGAUUGCCGAAAGUAGAGAAGGUUGGUGGUGCUUUGUAGUAUGUCUAGCUUAGUAUUUAUCUUCAAGAUCAAGAUAAUAACGUAUCCUGAUCCUCUUCUCGAAUCCUCGACCUAGUUUUUGUAGUAGUAUACAGAAGAUGGAUAUAGAAUCUUCUAAUUUGUGACACUAACAAUGAAGGGCUCCAAGAUUUGGAAGAAGACUUGGAAAGAUAAAGAAGGGUCCUGAGCCUUUGUCUUGGUAAAAGUUUGGAUCAUAAGAAACUUUUGUUAUUAUUGCUUAUCAAUUUAUGCUUUUUUCAUUUUGAUUUCUAUGUUUAACUAUACUCUUUGCUUUGAUGUUGAUCAUGAUAUACAAGCUUUAUUGAUCUCAAAA